GCGUGUAAAUAUUAUGGGGGUCUUAUAAUCGCUCGUUAAAAAAUCCCAUUAAUACUGUACUAACUCUCUUGAGAAUUUCUAUUUCUAUUUGAACAGUUGUCUUUGAUGAUGCAGUUCGAUGUGCGAAGACUUGAUAUCUACAGGAAAGUCCCCAAGGACUUAACUGAGCCAACAACUACAGGAGCAGUUAUAUCUGUCCUAAGCUGUUUGUUUAUGACGUUCCUGUUCCUGUCUGAAUUCUACAGUUUUAUUGGCACAGAAAUAGUAAGUGAGCUGUUUGUAGACAAUCCGUCUGGUAGCAACGAAUUACCAGUUGAGCUCAAUAUAACACUGCCAAGAAUUAGAUGUGAUUUUUUAGGUCUUGAUAUUCAAGAUGAAAUGGGACGUCAUGAAGUUUCUUUCCAGCAGAAUAUUGAACGAAUACCAAUUGAUGGAGGAGAGGGAUGCCAAUUUCAAGGACAUUUUAACAUAAAUAAGGUUCCUGGAAAUUUUCAUAUUUCAACACAUGGUGCAGGACGGCAGCCAGAUAAUCCAGACAUGGCUCAUACUAUCAACUCUCUGAAGUUUGGUGAACAAAUUAUGGAAAAGAUCCCUGGUGCAUUCACAGCUUUACAAGAUCAUGACAAACAAGAUGCCAAUGCCCUUUCUUCACAUGACUACAUCUUAAAGAUUGUUCCAACCAUCUUCCAAAAACUUGACGGUACAACUAAGUUUUCCUAUCAAUACACAUGGGCCUACAAGGACUACAUCACAUACUCACAUGGGGGUGCUAUUCUACCAGCGACAUGGUUCAGAUAUGAUCUCAGUCCCAUCACCGUCAAGUAUAUUGAGAGAAGGAAGCCUCUCUACCAUUUUAUCACUACAAUAUGUGCUAUUAUUGGUGGAACAUUCACUGUUGCUGGAAUCAUAGACUCUAGCAUUCUUACAGCCACUGAAAUGUUCAAGAAACACCAACUUGGAAAAUUAAGUUAAUGUAGAAGACAAAGUAUAGGUUUCUUUAAUUUGAGCAGGCCACUCCAUGUUCUUUAUCACAGAGGAGCGAAUUCAAAUCAUACUUUUGAAACUUCGCCGUUAGAACUAUAUGAAGGCUCUAUGAAUCUGGCCAAUGUAGUAACAUUAUUUUACCCUGGCUGGACAUCUUCACUAUAAACUUCAUUUUCAGUAAAAGAAUCACCAAUGUGAAAUUUUUCAUGAAAAUGUUUUGACAAAUUCGUGAAGAGCAUUUCGCGAGGAUUUGAAUAAUUCGCGAUUUUGAAAGAAAAGUUGAGCUGUUGUUUUUAGAUUUCGCGAUUAUUUAAAGUAGUUUUAACCUCGUGAUAGUUUAUUUCGUCGAUCUGCAUAUGAGGCGGAAUUAUCGCGAAAUAAUGAUUUAAGUCGCGAUAUAAUGCAGGAUUAAACGGUAUUUUGCAUCAAUGAAGUUUAGGAACAUUUUCGCCUUUGAUUUAGGAAAACCUACGUCAAUCUUUGAAGUAUGAGUGGUAUUUUAAGUGAGAUAUCGCACAACAAGCAUCAUUAAACCCCGUACCCGACCCUGGGUCCGAGCCUUUACAGCGCCAUUGAUUUUUCGGUUUCUUAGAUUAUUUAUAACAUUUUUUAAUUUAAAGUUUAGUUAUAUUAGAUAUGCAUUAUAUUGGUAGACGUUUAUUAAAAUGUAACAUAAAUAUUU
Messenger RNA from Exaiptasia diaphana, 1666 nucleotides. RefSeq names its product endoplasmic reticulum-Golgi intermediate compartment protein 1. NCBI's taxonomy places the organism in Eukaryota, Metazoa, Cnidaria, Anthozoa, Actiniaria, Aiptasiidae. The transcript is spliced from 13 exons. Gene Ontology annotation, biological process: endoplasmic reticulum to Golgi vesicle-mediated transport; retrograde vesicle-mediated transport, Golgi to endoplasmic reticulum. Gene Ontology annotation, cellular component: COPII-coated ER to Golgi transport vesicle; endoplasmic reticulum; Golgi membrane. The record is from RefSeq and is a predicted model, not a curated record. The coding region runs from base 106 to 972 and encodes 288 amino acids.